This is a messenger RNA of Arabis nemorensis, 1527 nucleotides long. The record is from the annotation of a GenBank genome assembly. NCBI's taxonomy places the organism in Eukaryota, Viridiplantae, Streptophyta, Magnoliopsida, Brassicales, Brassicaceae.
AUGUCGGAGACGGAGAGAGAGCGUCCGUUAUUAGCAACGGAAGAGAGAGCUUACGAAGAAUCCGAGAAAGUUCACAUAGUCGGAGUCGACGAAGACUCCGAUUACGACGAGCUCGGAAACUCACCUCGAUUCUCGUGGAAGAAGCUAUGGCUAUUCACCGGACCUGGGUUUUUAAUGAGCAUCGCUUUUCUCGACCCAGGUAAUCUCGAGAGCGAUCUUCAAGCCGGAGCAAUCGCGGGUUACUCUCUGAUUUGGCUAUUGAUGUGGGCAACUGCGAUUGGGCUUCUGAUUCAGCUUCUCUCUGCUCGUCUCGGUGUCGCGACGGGUCGACAUCUCGCGGAGUUGUGUCGGGAAGAGUAUCCGACUUGGGCAAGGAUGGUGCUUUGGAUUAUGGCUGAGAUUGCUUUGAUCGGUGCCGAUAUUCAGGAAGUUAUCGGUAGUGCUAUAGCUAUUAAGAUCUUGUCUAAUGGUUUGAUUCCUCUUUGGGCUGGUGUUGUAAUCACUGCCCUUGAUUGUUUCAUCUUUCUAUUUCUGGAGAAUUACGGAAUAAGGAAGCUAGAAGCUGUGUUUGCUGUUCUGAUUGCAACAAUGGCUCUUGCAUUUGCUUGGAUGUUUGGACAGACAAAGCCUAGCGGAACGGAGCUUCUUGUUGGAGCAUUGGUCCCAAAGCUCAGUUCAAGGACUAUAAAACAAGCUGUUGGAAUCGUGGGAUGUAUCAUAAUGCCUCACAAUGUGUUCUUGCAUUCGGCACUAGUGCAAUCGAGAGAAGUUGAUCCGAAAAAGAGGUUCCGGGUCAAAGAAGCUCUCAAAUACUACUCGAUUGAAUCCGCCGCUGCUCUCGCGGUUUCCUUCAUAAUCAACGUCUUUGUGACCACGGUGUUUGCGAAAUCGUUUUACGGGACAGACAUAGCGGACACUAUCGGUCUUGCAAAUGCGGGACAGUACUUGCAGGACCAAUACGGAGGAGGGUUUUUCCCGAUACUCUAUAUAUGGGCGAUCGGAGUAUUAGCUGCUGGUCAGAGUAGUACCAUCACUGGUACUUACGCCGGACAAUUCAUAAUGGGAGGGUUCUUGAAUCUCAAGAUGAAGAAAUGGGUUAGAGCCUUAAUCACAAGAAGCUUUGCAAUCGUCCCGACAAUGAUCGUCGCGCUUGUCUUUGAUUCUUCGGAUUCAAUGCUCGACGAGCUUAACGAAUGGCUAAAUGUUCUUCAGUCUGUUCAGAUCCCUUUCGCCGUGAUCCCUCUGCUUUGCUUGGUCUCGAACGAGCAAAUCAUGGGCAGCUUCAAAAUCCAACCUUUAGUCCAGACAAUCUCAUGGAUUGUAGCUGCUCUUGUGAUUGCCAUAAAUGGGUAUCUAAUGGUGGAUUUCUUCUCAGGAGCUGCGACGAGUGUGGUUUUGCUCGUGCUCGUGAUCAUAUUCGCGAUUGCGUAUGUAAUGUUUGUGCUUUACCUUAUCUCAAGAGGCCUCACUUACACUCCUCGGCAAUUAGUGGCUUCACAGAAAGAAACACAGAGGGAUGAUGAGUGA